Rhinichthys klamathensis goyatoka is the source of this 1518-nucleotide messenger RNA. It is a transcript of the gene gtpbp8, whose product is annotated as GTP binding protein 8 (putative). Lineage: Eukaryota; Metazoa; Chordata; Actinopteri; Cypriniformes; Leuciscidae. The record is from RefSeq and is a predicted model, not a curated record. The transcript has 6 exons. Gene Ontology annotation, molecular function: GTP binding. Gene Ontology annotation, cellular component: mitochondrion. Bases 547 to 1407 code for a protein of 286 amino acids.
AAGUACGACACGUUUAUCAUUAAUGAAUUGUUUUUCCCUCUGUACAUAGUAGUUGACAUAGACAUAUUCUUGAAUUAAUAUAAUAGCAUUUCGAAAUGGGCUUUUGAAUGAGUUUUGGAUUAGUUUUUUUUUUUCGGGAAGCAGUGAAAGAUUUGUUAUAAAUAUUUUUCAGCCUAGUGAAUGUAAGAUGCUAUCGGGUUUGCAGUAAGAUGUGAGUUUUUACUGCUGUGUAUAAUUAGAAGUUCUUGGAACUUUUCAAAAGGCAGCACGUGCAUGGCAUAUGUCUAUUUGUAAAAUCAUUUAAAUGCGGAUAAUAUUUGUGAAUGACUAUGUAAACACGUGGAUGGACAUGGACCAUAAUAUGCAAUUUAGUACAUCUUAGUGGAAAGAUUUAAACUUCAGAAAACAUCAAGCAAGCCUUAUUCAACUCAAAGUACCAAUGAAUGUAUAUGACACACAUUAUAAUACAUGAAGCAGAUGGCAGUGCAUACUAAAACUGACAUCAGCAACCAAUAAUUGUCACACUGAGUGAAGUGAUCUAACACAAUGCUGAGGAUAAAGACACAGCCUCUACUGCAGACACACAGAUCAUGUUGGCCUUUGGUCCUUCAGAGAGGUCAUCGGCAGGCCUCCAUUAAACAUGUGUGUCUGCUCUCUGAGAGGAGGCGUCAGGGUCUUCUGUACCCAUUCAGUGGUCUGGUGGAGCACCUGCCCUCACAGGUCAAUCAGGCAGAAUUCAACAUCUUCCAUCCCAGCUUGGUGGAGCUCCGUCAGGCAGAGACACUGUUCACUCCCUCCUCUAAACAUGUUAUCAACUACUCAACCUCUGCGGUCCGGAUGGACCAUGUACCUAUUCUUAAACAGCCAGAGGUGUGUUUUAUGGGCAGGAGUAAUGUGGGGAAGUCGUCUCUCAUCCGUGCCUUGUUCUCUCUUGCACCAGAGGUAGAUGUGCGAGUCUCUAAAACUCCAGGUCACACCAAAAAGCUUAAUUUCUUCACUGUGGGAAAGGCGUUUACGCUUGUAGACAUGCCCGGGUAUGGACACAUGGCCCCUCGGGACUUUGUAGAGAUGGUUGAACCAUACCUUCAAGAGCGUCAAAAUCUGGUGAGGACAUUCUUGCUGGUGGAUGGAGGUGCAGGUCUGCAGAAGGCAGAUUUAGUUGCUGUGGAGAUGUGUGAGGAGUUCAAUUUGCCUUUUGUGCUGGUUGUAACAAAAAUAGACAGAACUCGACAGGGCGCUUUGUUGGCUCUUCUUCUACAGCUUCGGGACUUUAUCAAAAAUCAAACCAGCACAUGUUUCCCUCAACCAUUUCUUGUGAGUUCAGUCCAGUACUCUGGGAUUUACCUGCUCAGGUGUUUCAUAGCCCACGUAACAGGAAAUCUACAUCUUACCACUAAACAGUUGUGAUUGUACUGCACUGCCUCACCAUGUCACACAUCACAGAUGAAUCUGAGGCCUGGCUGCAAUGUUAUCUGGGAUGGUGUAAACCGUGAAUAAAACCAAUUUGACAAUGAUUAA